UUCCCUUUCCAUCUCUGUCUUCCUCCUCCCUCCUCCACCGCCCGCAUCCCACCAGAUGCUUCUUCUCUCCCAUUUCCACCACUACCCCCACUCAAAUCCCCUUUCUGCCCCUCCCAAUUUCCCCCAUUUCCUCUCCCUACCCCCUCACCGGCACCGCCACGUCCACCACCGUCGGAUUUAUGUAUAGCAAAAAAACCAUCCUAGGGUUUCUCUGCUCUGGACUCGUCCUCGGCGCCGGCUAAUAUUAGCUCAGCUCCGAUCAAUGCUGGUCCCUGGAAUUAUAGGGUUUCACGGCCUCCUGCUGCUCCUUAUCUUGCUCUCCUUCUUCGUGAUUUGUCACAAGUGGAAGAAUGCGGCGGCGAAGAAAGAGGAAAUCUUGAGGCUUGUGGCUAUGGCUUCCGAAGAGACCGCUGUGGCGGAGUUUCAGGCCACGGCUUUUUUCGCUCCAGUGGUGCAGCCGGCGUCCUGGCCGUACCAUUGUGCCGUCUGCUAUGCCAGUACCACAAUGCGCUGCUCUAAAUGCAAGGCUGUCCGAUACUGUUCUGGUAAGUGUCAAAUCAUCCAUUGGAGACAAGGUCACAAGGAUGAAUGUCAGCCUUCAAUCGAUUCCAUGCAGUUCCAAGACCGGAGUGCUUUUGAUGGGGACACAGUUUUACAUCACGAUGGGAAAGGAUCACAUACUAAUUUAACUCCAUCCAAUACCGUAUCAUGGGAUGACAAAUCAAAGAAACCUCUUUCUGAUGUUGUUGCUCCUGAACAGCCUAGGAAUAUGUCAUCACCCUCAGAGUGUACUAAGCCGGUGAAUCGUCAAGAGGACAUAUCUUGUGAAAACAAGUUAUAUAAGAUGAAAUCGAGUCAUACUGAUAAAGCGGUCGAGUCUACACAAAAAUUUCCUAAAGCAAAUGCAAACGUAUCUGUUGAGGCUCAGUCUGAAAAUAUUGGCAGUAAGAAGCAGUCUAGAAGAGCUAUUUCAACAGAAAAGUUAGUUACUGAUGCCUCUAAGUCCAAAAGCUCAUCAAGUAAUGACAGGGAAGAUGAGUCUAAAGCAGAUGGAUCUCUGUCAAAUGGUGCUUCUGUUGAUGAGCCAUCUUCAACCACUGAAGGGCAUCUCGAUUCCAUUUCUAGGUCUGAAAAAAUCGAAGCUUGUCAUGCAUUGCCUGCAAAAUUCGGUAGUAUCCCAAGCUUGCCGCAAAAUUCUAGUAAUGGAUUGAAAACAUCUAUGAGGAAAGUUGUGCAGCAGUUUAUAUCCUCAAAACAGCUGAAGUGCAACCCUUCAGGUCAUGGAGAUGAGACUGGAAAAUACAAGGUAUUGUUUCCAUAUGACCUGUUCGUAUUGUCGAUUCAUAUAAUGACAAAGUGGCGGUCUCAAUUAAAACUAUAGUCAUACGACGAGAUUUUGUCAAUUGGACGUCACAUAUGGAAU
Pyrus x bretschneideri (Chinese white pear) is the source of this 1423-nucleotide messenger RNA. Its product is annotated as ubiquitin carboxyl-terminal hydrolase 17-like. NCBI's taxonomy places the organism in Eukaryota, Viridiplantae, Streptophyta, Magnoliopsida, Rosales, Rosaceae. The coding region runs from base 263 to 1381 and encodes 372 amino acids. The transcript has 4 exons. The record is from RefSeq and is a predicted model, not a curated record.